CUGAUGUCUAUGUGGUAUUGGUGAAGAUCUUAUAUUCAUACAUUGCCUGAAAAGUUUAUUUUGUUGUCCACGAAUCGUGCAGAUAUUUCUUUCCAUGGCAUGAUUCUUCUUAUAAGAUCAAGUCAUGGCUCAGGAGGCAAAUGACGACACAGGUUCGACGAUCUCGGUGUCCACUGCAAGCGAUAUUCAUGAUCAGGUCUGGAAUCGUCCGUCAUAUCCGAGGAGAAUUCAUAUGACCAAAUUGGACGGCUACCCGAAGGAUGUUGAUAAUAGAGAGUAUCGAACAUCUGAUACCAGCAGCAUAGAGGAGGAGAGGGAGAUUUCACGGCGGGACCUACAGAGGAGGGCUUUGGAAGCCCUAGAGGCAGCCCGAUCCAAACAAGUUGCAUUUGCUGUGCGAACUAACAUUCCUUAUGAUGGAAGUGCUGACGAUGAUUCGCCAGUACACGGAGCGGCAGUCUCAUUUGAAGCAAAAGACUUUCUUCAUGUUAAGGAGAAAUUUAACAAUGACUGGUGGAUCGGGAGAGUGGUUAAAGAGGGCUGUGAUAUUGGCUUCAUUCCUAGUCCAAGCAAGUUAAAUUCUCUCCAGCAGUUGGGUUUGAGUGGUUCUGGAGGAAGUAGGAGUAAAACGGGUCAGAGUAGGUCUGGUAGCGUUUUCCAGUUUGAAGGAAUGAUGAAUCAAGCCCAGUCUCCAACAAAUACUUCGCCGUCAAGGCAAUCAUCCACGUCGGGGCAGAUUGAUAAUGAAAAUGGUAUGGAAUAUGACGAUGAGCAUAGUCCUUCCAGUCCGACGCCAAAAUCAUUACCAAGAUCCGCGUCGGGAACAACGGUAUCUUCCCAGGGAACCCAGAGUGGAAAAACAAAAAAGCCAUUCUUCAAAAAGCAGCAAGAACAAUUCUCUCCUUAUGACGUUGUUCCUUCAAUGAGACCCAUUGUGUUACUUGGGCCUUCACUGAAAGGUUACGAGGUCACAGACAUGAUGCAGAAAGCUUUGUAUGAUUACAUGAAGCACAAAUUCUCGGGAAGAAUAACAAUAUCACGUGUCAAUGCUGAUAUAACCUUGGCCAAAAGGUCAACUCUAUCGAACCCAAGCAAGAGUAAGCUUAUGGAAAGACCAAACAGUAAAGCUUCAGGACUCGCUGAAGUUCAGGUUGAGAUUGAAAAGAUAUUCGAAUUGGCUCGCGGGCUCAACUUGGUCGUGUUAGAUUGUGAAACUAUUAACCAUCCAACUCAGCUCUUCAAGACAUCAUUAGCUCCUCUUCUUGUUUACAUCAAAAUUAACUCCCUCAAGGUCUUGCAAAGGCUCAUAAAAACACGAGGCAAGUCUCAGUCUCGGAAUCUCAACGUUCAAUUAGUGGCAGCCGAAAAAUUAGCACAGUGUGGCGAUGAUUCUUAUGACCUUGUAUUGGAUGAAGCACAACUCGACGAUGCUUGCGAUCACCUGGGCGAGUUCCUUGAGAGUUACUGGCGGGCGACACAUCCGCCGAAUCAACCUGGCAGCAGGCUGCCGAAUGUCCAAGCGUCCCCAUCAAGUCAACAGUAUCACCCUGUGGACUCUAACGAAAGACCGAGUGUCUACCUGUGACAUCUCCCAUGUUGCCUUUCGGUGCAACUCUAUUUUGCCCAAGCACGAUUGGACAGAAUUUUCUACCCAUGUUGCAUGUCGUGCAAAUGAGCCUCUGUUUAUUCAUGGCCGUUGGGGGAAAAAAUCUGUUAGUCCAUUGAAAAUUGAGACAUUUCACAGUACGGACCAAGGAAAAACUCAUGGCGAAAACAUUGUUCAUGUGUACAGUGAAUGAGUUGUACCUGGUUCAGUCGCAAUAAUGGGGUCAAGAGACUCUUGGUGAGACUUACAUGUACACUGAAUUACGUUGAGGUGAUGAGGCAAAUUUCGUUAUAUUCCCUCUGCUUUGCUUUGAGAAGGAUGGGUGGAGCGAGCCUGGAAACGAAAUACAUCGUAACAAUGCAAGUGCCAAGUAUUUAAGUCAUUUCUUGAUCGUAAGUGAACAAAGCCGUAGUAGAAUACUUUAGAUAGAAAAUAGUCUUGACAAAUUUCUGUAGAAAAUUGCCGCCAGUGAUGCAGCAAAGUAAGUUGUAGCUCUUCAAGGGGUGAAAUGGCCGGUGAAAUUAGCCGUGUUGAUAUGCAUCAAGUUGUUGUGCUUCGUUUUCAACCUGUAUCAGUAGGGUUACAGUCCUACGCCUUCUGCUACAAAACACCAUCACCUGCCCCUCCCUAGAAUUUUUCUUUAUCGUCAAGCUAGUUAAGACGUGAGAGGCCCCCUUCCUAGGGCACACGUUGUCCUCCUCCCCAGUGGCUGGGAAGAAGAGAGAGGCCUUGGGAAUGAGGUUGAGAUGUUAGACUGUUAUAUCUUAUUCGUCUCUUUGAAGGUAAAAUUCCCGCUUCCGCUGGCUUUUGCUUUAUCGUUGAUUUUAACAGCGGUAGUGGCGAGUGCGUUUUGCUGUCGGCUAAGAAAUAGUACUUGUUGUGAUGUGUGCUUGAAGAUUCGAGGCUCUUUGUCAGAACAACGAUGGUAAUUUUGGAAGCUUUUAAGGCUUUGACAGAUUUCACACCUCAACGAAAUCCUUUUAAAUACACUGGCCCAGGUAGAGGAAAGCCUAACAUUUUGUAAAGUAUAUUGCAAUAUUUGCGUCGAAAUUGCGACUUUUCUCCUCCCUUUAUUAGGAAAGCGUUCCUCGAUGUAGUUGAGCAGUAGUUGGGAAGAAAUAUCAAUUAUUUAGUGAAAAAAGAAACAUAUCUGGCUGAGAGCCAUGUUAUCGGUACAGUAUAAGCUAUUUUAUAUUGUUUUAAGAAAGCAAUGUGAUACCCAACCUACUUAAAAAUGAAAUUUGCACUUAUUUGUUUUUUUGUAACAUAGCGUUUUUCGAUGCGAAAAUAUCAUCGCAUUUUUUAUAACUAGCGGAAAUUUAGUGAGAAGUAAGAAAUUGAUAAAGAGCUUAAGGCAGAGACUGGUCCGAAGUACGUAGCUUUUCUUCUGUGUUGUGUAUGCCUCGUUUCGUGGAGAAUUAUAAAUUGGCCGCCUAAUCGUUUUUUCAGUUUAAGCAAUUCAUUCUUUCAUUCUUUUUAUCAAAUUGAGAUUUGAUACCUCUCUAUCACUGCCUGGUUUUGCUGCUAAGUCAAUCGCUCUAGGUAGUAGUGUCAGGGGUCGGGUAUGAUAACCAAUCAGGGAGCCCUACUUCGCGCAUGUGAUCAAAACAGACCAAUCACGAUGUCUUGUUUUCGCGAAGAACGUCUUCUUAUUUGUUCCCUUUGAUCACAUGUGCCAAGUAGGGCUCUGUGAUUGGCUAUUUCUGUAUUCACCAUCUACACUGUUUCGGUUAUUACAAAAGGUGCCUGGCUGAUUUGUCAUCAUCGUGUUAUUUGCAAUUGAUUAAUUCUAAGUUUCCAAUUACAAACCUAAGGGGUUUCUUUUUUUUUAAAUAGAAAUUGCUUCGUGCGGGUGUUAAUUGUAUAGCGGCUUUAGUUAGAAAUUAUGCUUGACGAUAAAGUUAUUUUUAAAAGAAUUGCCAAAUGUGGGAAAGCAUGGCUUAUUGUACAGGUAUAUAUGUGGAAAAACGCAAUGAAAGCUGGGCUUUUUAAAUUGGAAUGUCGAGGAAUGCGUGAAAGUAUUCCUCUGGUUGGAAAUUGUCUAUCACUGCACCUCUGUAUAUUUAGGUCAGUAAUUAUUGUCAGCCACUGUUAGUUUUUAUAAUCACGGGAGCAAGUUCUACUUUGAAAGUUGACUUCCUUUAAAGUGAAUCUUUUCCCAGUUUUGAUCUCGAUAACGCUAAAGUAUCUAUGUUUCCAGGUUUUCUGUUAUAGACUAUGAUAAACAGAAGGAAAUAAAGAUGGUCAGAAUUGGGAUUAUGGUAUUCCCUCUCGUUGUAAGAAAAGGCAUUAUUUAAAUGAGAAUUCUUAGCGAAAUUAGCCAAUGUAGACGUUUUUCCUCUCACGGAUUAUCGCGGAGGCGAAACGGAGCUUUGAGGAAAGAACUGUCCAAUUUGCGUUAUUCUUUCCAAGGUUAUUAGAAUUUUUACGUAAGCCAUAAGUUGCCAAUAAGCUUUUCUGUUGUAUUUGUAAUGUAUUUUCGGUAUCUUUUUUCGGGAUUGUCCUGAAAGUGUAAGAUCUCUUGUAACCAUCAAUUUCAAAGAUUUGAAGCGGCCUAAUUACUUAAGCAAAGAUUAACAAACCGAAAGGUAUUGAUAGCGAAUGCGGAUAUGAUAAGUAUAGGGCCUCGCUGCGCGCUUCGAGCUCCGCUUUUAUUACGAGGUGUGAAUAUUUUCCUGUCAUAUAACUUAGUAGUGUCAUGAGUAUCAAUACCAAUUCAAGGUUCGUUUGCUUCGACCAUUGAAAGAAUCUUUGAUAUGAGAUUUCGCUCUUUUUCAUGCUUUUUUAUUUACAUUUUUUCCUUGUUCUUGUGAUGUUCUAGUCUUCAUCACUGGUUUAAGCUACCAUUAAUCGCGUUUUUAUUACCAGCAGUGGAUACAGUACUGCUUAUAACAGUACUUACUGUGAAUUUUAUUUCUUGGUGUUCUCUUAAAGAUUUGUGUUGUAGGUCCGCUGUAGUAUUAUCUUCAUAGUAGUAUCUUCAUAUGAACCCUCUGACUCUGAUGAUCUGAUUUUUACCUCUCAAUAGUGGCUGCUAUACAUUUUGUCGUAUAUCAGUUGAAAGAAUUUGACGUUGGAUCAAAACACUACUUGAUACAACCGCCCAGACUCACCAUUUGAUUGCUACAUAAUUUAUUGAAAUUUUGGAAUGGAGAGAUACGUUUUAAAAUCACUUUUCGGAGUUAAAGGGUUAAAAUUAGUUUUAGAUCUAGAAACUCGGUACUUCAAUGCCAGCUUUGACUUCUAUCAUUAACCAGGAUUACCUAGAAUGGAUAACUCCUAUCAGUUUGUAAUAUUUAAAUGCAGCUCAUUUCUUUGGAAAGCUGGUCAUUGGAGUGUCCGAUUUUUUUGUUAGAGUUAGGAUUGGUCACUAGAUUAUUUUACUGAUUAUUUUAUAUUAAUGCUCUGCCUCGUUAUGAAGCAAUUUGGUCCUCUAUGGCAAAGUGCAAUGCUCAUCAGUGAUUUGUAAAUAAAUUUUCAACACUA
Pocillopora verrucosa is the source of this 5092-nucleotide messenger RNA. Its product is annotated as voltage-dependent L-type calcium channel subunit beta-2-like. Gene Ontology annotation, cellular component: voltage-gated calcium channel complex. The record is from RefSeq and is a predicted model, not a curated record. Gene Ontology annotation, molecular function: protein binding; voltage-gated calcium channel activity. Gene Ontology annotation, biological process: calcium ion transmembrane transport. Lineage: Eukaryota; Metazoa; Cnidaria; Anthozoa; Scleractinia; Pocilloporidae.